Messenger RNA from Odobenus rosmarus divergens (Pacific walrus), 2091 nucleotides. RefSeq names its product trophinin associated protein (gene TROAP). The record is from RefSeq and is a predicted model, not a curated record. The transcript has 14 exons. The coding region runs from base 1 to 2091 and encodes 696 amino acids. Lineage: Eukaryota; Metazoa; Chordata; Mammalia; Carnivora; Odobenidae.
AUGAGCACCCUCCAAGCCACGAAGGCUCCUGUCCUCAGGGGUGUAUCUCCUACUCCUAGCAAGAUUCCCGUCCGCUCUCAGAGACGCCCGCCUUUCCCCACAGUCAAACCCUGCGCCCUGGACCAGGAGAACCAAGAUCCAAAGAGAUUGGUGCAGAAGAUCAGCCUCGACUCAGCAGGCCCCAGGCCGAAAGUCACACAUCAAACAGAGAAAUCAGAGAGAUUGGUGGGGAGCACUCAGCUCCGGAACCCCUUGGAGGAACUGAGGCCUAGCCCUGGGGGACAAAAUGUGGGGCCUAGGCCCCCUCCCCAGACAGAGGCUCCAGGGACCAUAGAGUUUGUGGCCGACCCUGCAGCCCUGGCCACCAUCCUGUCAGGUGAGGGGGUGAAGAGCUGUCGCCUGGGGCGCCAGCCCAGUCUGGCUCAGAGAGUACUGAUCCGAGGGAGCCAGGGAGGCACCAUCCGUAGGGGCCAGGGUGCCCGGGCCUCUGCAUAUUUAGCCCCUAGAACCCCUGCCCACCGACUGGACCCUGCCAGGGCUUCCUGCUUCUCGAGGCUGGAGGGACCAGGACCCCGCGGCCGGACCUUGUGUUCUCAGAGGCUGGAGACUCUGAUUCCACCUUCAGGACCUUCCUUUCACCCCUCUGCUCACCCCAGUUUCCAGGAGCUAAGAAGAGUGACAGGUGGCGGCAGCCGGACUUCAGUGAGCCAGGCCUCAGGAUUGCUCCUGGAGACCCCAGUCCAGCCUGCUCCCUCUCUUCCUGAAGGAGAACAUGAAGUUGUUACUCGCUCAGAUGAAGGAGGAGGGGGCCCCCUAGGUCUGGCCCAGCGGGUACCAUUAAGAGAGAUAACCUACACCAGGGACAGCAGUGCCUCCCGCCUGAUACCCUCCCCUGGCCAUGUGGCACCACCUUCCAUCACCCAUCCAUCACCCUUUGGACGGGCUCAGCGUGUACCCUCUCCUGGCCCCUCAGCUCCAACCUCGUAUUCGGUUUUGCGGCGUCUUGCCAUUCGUCCCAAAACCCCGUUCACACCCAUCCUAUCGGCCCCCAGGGUUCAGCAGGCCCAGGGUUUGAGUGGCCUCUCCCCUCAGUCAUGCCCGGAAGAGCCUGCCCUGCCCUGGGAGCAGAUUGCAGUCCGGUUAUUUGACCAGGAGAGUUGUAUGAGGGCGCAGGAGGGGCCUGGGAACCCCCCUGUGGCGACUCCUCACCCUAGUACAACCCCCAAGCUCCGGGAGCUGAAGAUGCAGCGCAUCAGUAUCCUGCAGCAGCUGUUGCGACAGGAGGUAGAAGGGCUCGCUGGGGGCAAGUGUGCCCCCCUUAAUGGAGGCUCCUCUCUAGAAAUGGUUGAACUUCAGCUCCUGCUGGCUGAGAUUUCUAGAACCCUGAAUGCCCCAGAGCAGAAUUCAGGGACCUUACACCUUCCUGAACUGUUACAGGGCUCGGGGCUAGCAGAGCCCUGCCUUCCAGACAAGUGUGAGGAAGCACAGCCCUGCCCAGGAGCAAAGCUGGAGAUAGCUCAGCCCUGCCCUUCAGCAGAGCCAGGGCCCCCAGAAUCCGGCCAUAGGAGGGAGCCUGAGGUAUCAGAGCCCUGCCCUCCGGUAGAGCCCGGACGCCUGCAGGCCGACUCCCACAGGCAGACUGGACUCCUAGAGCACCCCCCUAGGAUAGAACCUGGGGCAUCAGAGCCCUGCUCCCUGGAACCUAGACGUCCAGAGUCCAGCCCACAGCCCUGCUGCAGUCAGUGGGCUCCAGCGACCACCAGCCUGAUCUUCUCCUCUCAACGCCCACUUUGUGCCAGUCCCCCUAUUCACUCACUCCGGUCUCUGAGGCCCCCAAGAGGCCAGGCAGGUCCCAGCAGUCUUGCCCCUCGAACCCUGGCCCUAAGGCAGCGCCUCAAAGCAUGUCUGACUGCCAUCCACUGCUUCCAUGAGGCCCGCCUGGAUGAUGAAUGUGCCUUCUACACCAGCCGAGCCCCACCCUCAGGCCCCACCCGGGUUUGCACCAACCCUGUGGCCACGUUACUUGAGUGGCAGGAUGCCCUGUGUUUUACUCCAGUUGGGUCUGCUGCCCCACAGGACUCUCUAUCAUGA